Molecule: messenger RNA, 876 nt
Organism: Wallemia ichthyophaga EXF-994
Lineage: Eukaryota; Fungi; Basidiomycota; Wallemiomycetes; Wallemiales; Wallemiaceae
Exons: 2
Coding region: 1-876 (291 amino acids)
Source: RefSeq, a predicted model, not a curated record
AUGAGCCUGCCAAACGUAUUCUUUAUUACUGGAACUUCAACUGGCUUCGGUAGAGAGCUCGUUCUUCAGCUUAAUGCUAGAAAAGAGAAGGUAAUUGCCACAGCCAGAAAUACCGAUAAGAUCAAGGACUUUGAGCAACUUGAGCAUGUCUCAAUCAUGAAGCUCGAUUUGAACAGCAACGAGGAGGAAAUCAUCAGCGUCGUACGUGACGCCCUUAAGAUCCAUGGCCACGUAACCCACCUCGUCAACAACGCUGCAUACUCUGUAGCUGGAUGUGUAGAGGAAGUACCUCUCGCGCAAUCCAAGAAGCAAUUUGACGCUAACUACUGGGGUACAAUUGCCCUUACGAAUGCAUUCCUCCCUCACUUCCGCGGCCGCACAAGUGGCGAGAAGUUCAUCGCCACCAUUUCCUCACUUGUCGGUAUUACAACCAUGCCUUUCGUCAGCUACUACUGCGCUUCCAAGUUUGCUAUCGAGGCUUCAUUCGAGGCACUCAAGCUUGAGACUGCUCACUUGGGCAUUAAAGUGUUGUUGAUCGAACCAGGUUACUUCCGUACUAGCUUCCUUCAAGAGGGUAGCAACAUCCAGCCUCCUCAAAACCCGAUCUCCGACUACGCGCCAAUUAGUGGUGCAAUGGAACGCGUGUUCAAGCAGCAGAAUGGUGCUCAGCUCGGUGAUCCUGCCGUUGGUAGCGAGAGAAUCAUAGAGCUCUUGACCAACACGGGUCUCGUCAAGCAGAUCAGCAACGGCGAGAUCCCUACCAGAGUCGCAUUGGGCUCUGACAGCUACGAAGGCAUCGUCAAGAAGGGCCAAGAUCUUAUCGACAACGCCAACAAGUGGAAGGAGUUUUCACUUUCGACCGACUUCAAAAACUAA